AUGAAUCAAGCGGGUGUACUUACGGUAUCAACUGAAAGGUCGCUGAAACUUCAAAAAAUUAUUCAACUAGCAUUUUAUAAUUCAUCAUUCGAGGAUCUAAAGCGGGGCAGAGGGGUGGGAGGAAGAGAGGUAGGUAGGGACGCAGACAUAGGAAUUUCUGGUUGUAAAAAGGUCAUAAGAGGCCAUAAAAUGGAUACUUACACUAAUGAUUUAAGGCUGGAAGCUUUCCUUAUGCGGGGAUCAACGAGAUUGCAGCUGGCCAUAUUCGUGUGUGAUGGUGUGAAGAAGGAUGAGUAUUUAUUACGGCUUACCUGCACAAGGAUUACAUGUGAUAACGUGUUUCAUGUCAGGCACUUUGCUGCAGGUGAAGGUUGUAUAGCCCCUAGAAUACGGGGCAGUAGCGUGCAAGAAAUAGGAUAUACAGGAAUGACAGAUGAAUUGAGUAUAAUGGGGGAUAUUAAUAUUAAUCUAUUAAGACAUACUAACAUAACCAAUCAGUUUAAUAAUUUGCUUGAUACUUUCAACUUCAAGCAAGUUGUAAUUAACCCAACUAGGUACUCCCGAGACACAGCCAGUUUGAUUGAUGUCAUCAUCAUGUCCGAUGAUCAACUCUUAAGUGGCAGUGUCCAUCAUCAGGACUUGCAUCAGCAUUCCGAUCAUCAGCUCAUACACUGUUCAAUAAAUAUUAAGAUCUCUGCUGUUAGGCCUAGAGUUAUUAAAUAUCGUAACUUUAAACACUUUGACAUUUAUAGCUUCAAACAAGAUCUUAUAAACUUCCCUUGGUGGCAGGUUGUAGACUGUGAUAAUGUUAACCAGAAGACUGCAAUUCUCUCAGAUAUGAUAUUGACUCUUUUUGAUUCUCAUGCGCCAAUAUGUGAGAAAAAAGUUACCAGGCCACCUUCCCCGUGGUUUACUGAUGCGUUGCGUGCCGUAACUAUCUUUUCUCUAAAUACAAAAUACUAA
This is a messenger RNA of Acanthoscelides obtectus, 963 nucleotides long. Lineage: Eukaryota; Metazoa; Arthropoda; Insecta; Coleoptera; Chrysomelidae. The record is from the annotation of a GenBank genome assembly.